AUGGUUUUUCCUGAUGUCUCGUCCAAUGUAAUCUUGUCCGAAUAUGAACAAUGUAAUGCACCAUUAGGUAUGGAAUCAGGUUCAAUUGGUGAUAGUGAUUUGACCUCGAGUUCAACUCACGACUUGAGUAGUGUGGGUCCUCAAAUGGCAAGAAUUCGAACUGAAUUAGAAGGAGGAGCAUGGUGUCCAGAUAAACCCAUUGGACCAAAAUCAUAUGAAUAUGUUCAAAUAGAAUUACAUAAAUUAUAUUUUAUAAAUGCUAUUGAAACUCAAGGUCGCUUUGAUAAUGGACAGGGCAAUGAGUAUGCAGAAUAUUAUCAAAUUGAAUAUCAACGAGAAAAUAAUUCAUCUAAUUGGAUAACAUAUAAUAAUAAAAAGACAAAUAAAACAGUCUUGAAAGGAAACAUCAAUACAUAUUUAGCAGAAAAACGAUUCCUUCUAUCACCCAUUAUAGCAAAACGUAUUCGAAUUAUACCUUAUAGUUCACGUUGGCGUACUGUUUGUAUGCGAGUUGAACUUUAUGGAUGUGCAUUCAUUGGUGGUAUUGUAUCAUAUACAACGUCACCAAGUAUAGAUAAAGAUAAUGUAUAUGAUGGUGGAGUCGGAAAAUUAAUCGAUGGAAUUAUUGGAGAUAAUGAAGAUAGUAGACUUUCUUGGAAUAAAUCUCCAGUUUUAGUUCAAUUUCAUUUUGAUACAUACUAUCAUUUUAAAACUAUUCGAAUCUAUUCAGUUAACAAUAAAUAUCGUUCAGUUCAAAUUAAAAUUGAUAAUAAUUUACCAAUGAGACACAAGCUAUCAACAUCACUAUCAAAAACAUUUGCUGAUACAAUUCAUUUAAAUCAAUCUAAAAUAGUAAAUAUAGGAAAACGUGUCGAACUUUUAUUUGAAUUCGAUAAUGGACUUCUUUCUUUAACUGAAAUUACAUUUGACAAUGAACCAACAAUAUUGUACAGUACAACAUCAACCAGUGUGACUACAACUAAUUGUCCGCUGGCGUGUUCAGCAUUGAAUAAUAAAAUAACAUUAUUGUCAUCAUCAUCAUCAUCAUCAUCAUCGUCAUUGUCAUUGUCAUCGUCAUCAUCAUCAUCAACUAUAAUACCAUUGGAAUGGUUAACAAUUUUAAUAUUCUCAACUCUUUCUCUUUGCUUUAUUCUUUUAUUUACUCUCGUUAUAAUUCGUAUUCGUAAUUGUCAUUUACGUAAAAAUAGUAAUCCUUAUUAUAAAUGUUCUCGAUUAACAAGCACAGCAAAUGGUUCAUCAGUUGAAAACAAUCAGAAUCAAUCAACUAGAAAAAUAAAUUAUGACGAUUUGACAUCAAUAGGUUCAUACAUAUAUCCAAUAACGUCAACAACAUCAUUAUUACAUACGAGUUCACCAUCAUCAUUAUUUAAAAGUGAACAAUAUGCUAUUAUUGAUGCAAACUCAUACGCGCAUUGUUCAACGAAUAACACAUUUCAUUAUGCGUCGUCUGAUAUUGGACAAAUGUCUUCAAAACUAGUGAAUUUAUUUAAUUGCAGUGCUAUACAAGAAGUUGUUCCUUCGAAAUAUGAUUAUUCACUUCCGUCUUGUGUUGAUCAAUCAAAACUAUUUUCAGUAUGUAAAAUAUCUGAAUCUAACUAUGGAGAAAUUUUCAAAGGAAAAUAUUCAUUGGAUAAUCAAUCGAAAUCUGUGUUAAUUAAAAUAAUAAAAAGUGAUAUGACUGAUUCAACAAAACAAAGAUUUUUAUCAGAACUCGGCAUUUUAUCUCGUUUGAAUCAUAUUAAUAUUGCAUGUGUAUGUGCAGUACAACUUGAUUUACUCUAUUUUGUCCAAGAACACUCAGAUUUCGGUACUUUGCAACAUUAUUAUCAUAAAAAAAUCAAUGAUUUAACAUUUCAAAAAAUGAAUAUUUAUUUUUCUCAUCAAUUAUCAAAUGCUCUGGAAUAUUUAUCUCAUUUAAAUAUAAUUCAUAAUGAUAUAGCAGCAAGAAAUUGUCUCUUCUAUUCCGAUUAUACCAUUAAAUUGACUGAUUGUGCGAUGGCUUUAUCACAAUAUGAACAUGAAUAUUGGUUGUCGAAUAAUGGUGAUAAAAUUCCAUUGAGAUGGAUUGCACCAGAAGCUCUAAUAAAUAAUUCAACAUUAAAAUCAGAUAUUUAUUCAUUUGCUGUAACAUUAUGGGAACUUUGGUCUCGAUGUUCAUAUUUGCCACAUGCAUCAUUAACAAAUGAAGAACUUUAUCAAUAUCUUGUCUUUCGACAAUCAUCGAACCGAAUAGAAACUCUAAAUGAAUCUAUAAUUCGUUUAUCUCAGCCAGUUGAUUGUUCAAAAGAAAUUUAUGAUUUACUAUGUGAAUGUUGGCAUAUUGAUGGAACAAAACGUCCGAAUAUAUCAGAUAUUGCACUUUAUUUUACACGACAAAUUAAUAGUUUAUCAUAA
Messenger RNA from Rotaria socialis, 2415 nucleotides. The record is from the annotation of a GenBank genome assembly. Lineage: Eukaryota; Metazoa; Rotifera; Eurotatoria; Philodinida; Philodinidae.